UUUCAGCGUGCGGUUCAAAAGUAGAAGACGGUUAAGGGAAGGCCGGGACUCCUAAUUGAUCCGGGAUUCUCAGUGCUGAACUGGUGUUCUUGCCGACAGGAAGAGACGAUGGACUUCAAGACGCUAAGGGCAAAGUUCCAGGCUGAAAACGUCCGCCUGAGGCAGAGGCCUUGGGAAAACCCCACCCUCUCGGAGAAACCCAAAGCGGUUCCUCCUCCGGGGAGCCACACGCAUUACCUCCCGGCAGGAGCUCGCCCGUCCCUGCUCACUUCCAUUAACCAGACCGUGAACGGGAGGAGCGCCUUGGGCCCCAAGGUGGUCUUCAAAAAUGAGAAGAAGCCUCUCAUUAAGACGGACACAAAUAGGAGUGACGGGAAGCUAUACGGCGGUAAGGACAAACUGAUGAAGGGAAGCAGGGAGUUUGAGUUUGAGGAAAGGAGAGAUAAGAAGCUCCCUGGGGUGACAACUACAGAGCUGGUGUCUGCACCAGCGGCCCCUAAAGCUCACACCUCCAAGAAGAAGGGUUUUUUUGGCUUCAAAAGGUCAGCAAAGUCUGUUGACAUUCCAGCUGAUUCCGUCUUGGACUCCCCUAGUCUGGACAUCUCUGGACCAGCCCUACUCAUUCCUACUCCUCCCGAGUUUGAAGACUCGGAGUCUGACAGCUCGCCGUCAGAAACACCGAACAUGUCCUCCCUAUCUGACCAUGAAGUGGACUCAAACCUCGUCCCUCCUGGCUUCAGCCCUCCCCCCGCCUUCAUUCCAGAUAUUCCGCAUCUGAACCUCCCUCGUACCCUGAGAGUCCAACCCCCGCCAACCUCUACCCCGCCCAUUUCCAUACUUGACAAUCAAGGCGACCUCAGUACAGCGCAGAUCACUCCAACCAUUUACCAGGCCGCCUUCAGACCCCCACCUGGGGUCUCGUCACCGCCACCCGUUAGCGUAGAGGCGCUGCUUAACCAGCCGACUAAAACCCGCGUGUCCGCCCCCUCACCAAUACAAGAUGAGAAUCCAACGGCUCUAUUCUCUGCCUUGGAGAGGGCGGAGGACAUGAGGAAGCCCUCCCCAGCGGACCAGAGGGUUCGGAGCGCUCUGGAGAAGGCUACCAAAAAGGCGACCAGCAACGUCCAGAGAAACUCUUCCCUCAAUGUCCCGUCUCUUUCUGAGGAUCUCCACCGUCCUCAGAGCAUGCUCGCAAGUUUCCCACCCAUCGACUAUGACGCCAUGACGGCCGGACAACUCAACGGAAUAGAUCACAGACGAGACUCUCCGACAUUAGACGCCAUGGUCCAAGGAGGGACUGGAGACAUUUCGGAGUUGUUGGUGGUCCCAACUCCUCCACACAGGAUUGUGGAUCCGGUCUUUUCAGCGGUUCCUCCAGUGGUUCCUCCAGUGGUUCCUCCAGCGGUUCCUCCAGCGGUUCCUCCAAAGACGCCGGCCAAACGAUUCAGCGCCAAAACCCCCGACUUCAUCCAGCCGCCUGCGCUACAAGAGAUCCCUGGGGCGUCUUUGGAGUUUUCCGAGACGGACAUCAGGAAUGUGGGACGCGUUGACAUCGGCGCCGGUGCGCAGUCCGCCGGUCCGCAUAUUCCAUUCGGCGUGAACUUUGCGCCAUCGAACACUGGUAAUGUCGCGAUGCCAGGAGUAGCCGUGCAAGGAGAUCCUAGGUUCACUGCUAGAAGCCCGGUCAUGCCAAUUCCCUUGCGGACUAAGACCUCCUUUCCCACCCCGGCUGUGGACGGUCUUGCCAUGAGAGGGUUUGCUACAGAUAAUUACUUCUCUGAGGACGGGGCCAAAAAGAAGACAAAGAUCGGCGGCAACAAGAAAAGGAAGAAAUCUCUAAAAAAUCCGUAUGCUGAAGCUACUCGGGAACGUCGUGAAGAGAAAAACAAGAUGGGCAGGUUUGGAAAAAGUGACAAGAAGGUGGUGGUAGAAGGUCCUGACGAGAAGGAGCUGAAAAAGAGAGAGAAGCAUCGCCUGGAGCGAGAGAAGAAAGAACAGAAGGAGAGACAAGAGAAGGAGAAGAAGGAGCACAAGGAGAGGGAGAAGAGGGAGAACGAGAUGAAUAAAAAAUUCAAGAUCUCCGGUAACGAGGAGGCCAUUUACAACGCCAUGGUCACCGGGAUGACGAAAAGGCAAAAGGACGACCUGCCCGUGGAGAACGGGGACAUGGUCAGCAUCAUCAGGACCACCCGAUGUCCCAAAGGCAGAUGGUUAGCCCGUGACCUCGCCAACAACUUCGGGUAUGUCACUGUGGCACACUUGGAGCUGGACAUCAAGGAGAUGUUGGCGAUAGGAAAGAAAGUUCCCGCCGCUACUCCGCCUAAGACCAUCAACCUUGUGGAUUUGGAAGCCUCCAACAUAGGGAGCAGGAUUCCAAACCCCGUCACACUUGCCUCAGAAAGCUUUUCAGACGACAGCGACUGGGGCGACGACGAGAACGAAUCCUCCGUUAUCAACGCCGCCGCGUUACCCCGAGCGUCUGUGAGAAACAGCCGAGCGUUCUCCGUGCCGGACGUAGGCCACUCAGACCUCUAUGCCAACCAACAGUACAAUAACAGUGACGUCAUUGCGGGUGGAAUGCAUGAACAAGCCAGAAAUGAAGCCCUUCAAAAGUUGACCACGUUUUUCCAAUCGCCUAAAACUGUACAGCCGACUGCCAGCGUCACUGAACGACAAACAAGUCUCGUACAUCACGGCGAGCACGAGGUUCAUCAGUCACAGGCGAGUUCAGUACAGGAUAUUUUACAUCCUGAUAUGCUGAUUUUGCCUCCUCCAGAGAUGUACGCUGACGAUAGCGAUUAACGACUGACAAGCAAGAUGGAUUUUUCUUCAUGCUGUGACAUUUUUAAAAGCUUUUUUGAACUGUGUGGAUUCAUAAAGAGUGGACUUUCAGUGUACAAAGUCAGCAAGGAACUUCUUUGUGCUUUCAGUCUCAACGAAAGAACAAUAAACCAAUUUGAACCGUUGAUUUCUGGAUAAAGAUGAGCUACUAAGCAAGGUGCACACAAUCAGGAUUGGAUCUUGUCAUUGUUAUGAGACAUCACUUACCAGUUUACAGUGUUUUCACCAGCGACAAAUACAUACAAUGACGUUUAUUAUGUACUACUUCUUUCUAACCAUAUUAUUUAGCUGCUGUCUUCCUGUUUCACCCAGUUUAUCCCAAAAUUAAUCAGUAAACGUCUCUUGUUAUAUGAUGAACAUCUGAUCCCAAAAACCUUCUAUUGGUGACAAUAAAUACAGUACAAUGCUCA
Nerophis lumbriciformis (worm pipefish) is the source of this 3251-nucleotide messenger RNA. The record is from RefSeq and is a predicted model, not a curated record. NCBI's taxonomy places the organism in Eukaryota, Metazoa, Chordata, Actinopteri, Syngnathiformes, Syngnathidae.